CCGCCACGCAUGGGCAUUUUAUUGGGCUCGAAUAUUCUGAUUAGAAGUCAAGAUGAAACCGCUGAUUCUGGUAUUUGCGUCUGCUCUCGCUUUUGUUACUGUGAAUGGGAGAAACAUUUUUGAGGGCCCAGACGAUGGACCACUGAGCGAUGGUUUUGAAUGGCCUGUAGAUGACGACACGUCAUUCGUCGUUGAUGGUAGCAAAGUGCCGCUGGAAGAAAUCGACGACCUUUCAUAUCCUGAUGACAGCUUUGAGAAUGACCCGGAUGUAGCAUUUGGGGAUCUGAGAUUAGCAGACGACGAGUACGAUGGGGACUAUUCUCUGACGGGAUGUUCAAACGGGAAAUGCGAGGUUUGCUUCAAACUAGGGAAACUUAAAGGCUGCUUCAUAGCGGAAUUGACUUCGCAUGGCAUAGAGGUGGAGUUCAAGGCUGAAGGAAAGACCCUAUUUUCGCACACGAUCAAAAGUAACGUAAAGUUUACACUGAAGGUGAAGAAAAGCAAAUUUCCAAAAUGGCUGAGGAAAUUAAUGAAGAGUGACGUCGAAAUUAAGUUUUCCGGGCUGGACUUGGACAGGAAGAGGGUAUGCGUACAAAUACAAGUCCGGAUGAAGUGGAUAGGAACUCUGAAGUGGCCAAAGCGGUCUCCAGAGUGUUUUACACUAUAAACAGUUCCUAUUUCAAGUUUCUGUUUCAUUUCGAAACAGAAAUGUAAGCUACUGUUUCAUCUUUAUAAAUAUCUAUCGCCGUAUUUGUUAUUUACAUGUGUUAUUUUCUAUGUAAGGAAUCCAAGGGAAAUAGUUCGGAAAUUUCUCCUGUGUAUUAGACCUACUGCAUGGCAACUCCUUUUUUUGUUGGAAUUACUCGGCUGAGGUAAUUAUACUGCGUAUAUUAAAUGGGUCUCACAGGCCCCUUACUUAAUUUAUACACACAGCCUGAACAUUCGAAUUUCACUGUAUGAAAGCUAGAUGGACGAUAUUUUUAAAAGUUGUCAGGAAGUGAUAUGGUCAAAUCACGUUUUUUUUUUUUUAUCAACAGAAAUACUGUUAAUGUUAGGAAGUUUAUCUUAAAGCUUAGAACCACUUAGUUAAAUUGUCGCAACAUGUUGUAUUCGGCUUAUUCCUUACAUAUUUUCAUACGCCGUAUUAUAUUUACUUGUUUUUUUUUACUGUCAGUCCUAUAAUGCAUGUCUUCUCUAUACUGCAAUAUCUGUUGAAAUCGAAAGACUGAUAAGCCUGAUUAGGCUGGGUAUUGAUCUGAUCUUCUUAUUAUAUAAAUGAACUGUAUCUGUUUAUUUUGUACCGUUCUAUGAAUAAAUAAUACAUAUUCUCUA
Messenger RNA from Mercenaria mercenaria, 1332 nucleotides. RefSeq lists its product as uncharacterized. The record is from RefSeq and is a predicted model, not a curated record. The transcript is spliced from 6 exons. Lineage: Eukaryota; Metazoa; Mollusca; Bivalvia; Venerida; Veneridae. The coding region runs from base 53 to 667 and encodes 204 amino acids.